CUCACCUUCCAUCACGGAUUCACGGUCACGGUCGAGGAGGAAGAAACGGUACCGCGCCCGCGGCGAGAGCCUGGGAGGCUGGGAGGAGGAAGAACCCUCUCGACUCGAUUCUUCGCCCAUCGCCUCGCCGCCCCGAUCCAGUUGGUGGCCUAUGGCGGGCGAGGGCGAGGACGAGGCGGCGGCCAUUGAGCGGCAGCUGGAGCAGCAGCUGCAGGAGCAGCGGUCCUCCCUCGCCGCGGUCGACGAGGCCCUCGCCGCCGACCCCUCCAACGCCGACCUCCUCGAGGUUCAUGAGGAGCUUCUUGCUGCGAUUAAGGAUGCCGAGGAGGGUCUUCUCCAUUUGAAGCGCUCUAGGCUACUGAAGCAAGUAGAUGAGAUCUUUCCAGAUAAGGAAUCAAUAUCCCAAUCACCCGAAGUUGCUAUUGAGUCAUUAGAUCCAGAUGAUGUUGAGCCAGAACCACUGGAGUCACAUGAUUUUUCAGUUGGAUCAAAGUGUAGAUUCCGGCACAACAAUGGGCGCUGGUAUAAUGGAUGCAUUAUAGGCUUUGAAGGUUCAGGCGAUGCAAGGAUCUCAUUUCUGACACCUACAUCUGAAAAUAUGUCGAUAUGCAAGUUCUUCCUACAGCAGCGAUGUCGAUUUGGUAGUAACUGCCGCAUGUCUCAUGGUAUUGUAAUGCCUUCUAAAGCCUUGAAGCGAUUCACUCCAACUAGGUGGGAGCAGUCCUUGGUAGGCUCCAGCAUACUGGCAACUUCUGGGUAUAACUCUGGCCUUUGGAGGAGAGCAGAGCUUGAGUCAUGGGAUGAUAAUCUGAAGAUUGGCCAAGUUGUUUUUCAAGAUGAUGGGAGUUCUGCGAGUCUGCCAAGUGAUUCUCUUUCUGUCUCGGAAUACGCUGACAUGAGUGACGAAGAUGAAGGAAGCUUAAGUGACGAAGAAUCUGAGUUCAGUGACGAUGCUGAUCAAGAGGACGGAAGUGUUCAUCAGGGUCUUGGCCUUUUAGAAUUCACAAAUUUUAGUGGCAUUCAGACAGAUACCAUGAUCUUCGCAAAAUGGGAGCACCACACCAGGGGUGUUGCCUCCAAAAUGAUGGCAAAAAUGGGUUACCGAGAGGGGAUGGGGCUUGGUGUGUCUGGCCAAGGCAUGCUUGAUCCAAUUCCAGUUAAGGUACUACCCCCAAAGCAAUCACUUGAUCAUGCACUUGCUUCAAGCGAGGCUGACGGAGGCAGUGGGAAAAAGCGCAGUAGGGGUGGGAAAAGGAAGCGUGAGAAGAAGUUUGCAGAACAGGCCAGGGCUGCUAAAGCUGAAGAAGCUGAGAGAUCUGUCUUUAAUUUUAUCAACAGCCAUCUAGUAAGCCAAGAAGGUUCGACCACCAAAGUUAGAAAGGGUUCAUCAGUUGAGACCAAUGGACUCGCUAAGAAGGAAGACAGAAGAUCCUUGGUUGCAUACGGUGAGGAAGUGAAGGAGCUGAGGAUUCGAGUUGAGAAACUGGAAGAGAUGAAGAACCGUAACUGCAAAGACAAGGCAUUCUUUGAAGCAGCUUCAAGGAAACUGGAAGAGACUCGGAAGGCACUCGCUGAUGCUGAAGCUACCCACGCUUCAGCGACGAGUGCAGUUACUAGAAAGGAGAAAGAGAAGAAAUGGUUGAAAUUCUGAUGUCAAUUUCAUGUGUGCCAACGCUUCUCUGUCUGUGUUCUGACAAGAACGUGGCAUGAUGUAUGCAACUUACAAUUGUUCCCCAUGUCAGCUCUUAGCCUUCUACACUUGUAUGUCUAUCAAGUUUUAGAUCUGUUGUAGAAGCAGUAACACUAAUAAUUAUUCGAAGGAUGUGGUAUUUAGAUGAGUUUUCGGCU
This is a messenger RNA of Zea mays, 1848 nucleotides long. RefSeq lists its product as uncharacterized. The coding region runs from base 152 to 1651 and encodes 499 amino acids. The transcript is spliced from 4 exons. The record is from RefSeq and is marked provisional. Gene Ontology annotation, molecular function: nucleic acid binding; metal ion binding. Lineage: Eukaryota; Viridiplantae; Streptophyta; Magnoliopsida; Poales; Poaceae.